Molecule: messenger RNA, 1158 nt
Organism: Lodderomyces margitis
Lineage: Eukaryota; Fungi; Ascomycota; Pichiomycetes; Serinales; Debaryomycetaceae
Gene: RIM2
Product: Rim2p
Exons: 1
Coding region: 1-1158 (385 amino acids)
Biological process (GO): pyrimidine nucleotide import into mitochondrion
Cellular component (GO): mitochondrion
Molecular function (GO): pyrimidine nucleotide transmembrane transporter activity
Source: RefSeq, a predicted model, not a curated record
AUGGCCAUAUCACCCAAGGAGCAAGAUAAACUAAAAAGUUUAGAAAAAGAUGCAGAAGUAGCAUACCGCUAUAUGGCUUCUGAUGAGCAGUCAUCUACUUUCAAAGAUAAAGAACUAAUAUAUGAGCUCGAAGCAGCAGCUCCACAACAUCAAGGCAGCACAGCAGCGACGAGAAUAUCAAAAUCAGAAAUAAAAGAGACAAAACCUUGGGUACAUUUCGUAGCUGGUGGGGUUGGUGGUACUGUUGGUGCAGUUGUCACAUGUCCACUUGAUGUUGUCAAGACAAGACUACAAUCUGAUGUAUAUCACAAUGUUUACAACACAAGUGUAAAGUCGGGCAAUCCAAUAAGACAAGCAUUUCAACAUUUAGCAGAAACCGGUGGUGCAUUAAGAGGCAUGUACGUGAAUGAAGGAGUAAGAUCGUUGUUUAAAGGUUUGGGCCCAAAUUUAGUUGGUGUAAUACCGGCAAGAUCAAUCAAUUUCUUCACCUAUGGUGCCACUAAAGAUUUCUUGAUACGAAAUUUCGGAACCAAAAACAACGAAAAAACUGAACAAACGUGGAUGCAUUUGGUUUCAGGAAUAAAUGCUGGGUUUGUAACUUCGACAGCAACGAAUCCCAUUUGGUUGAUUAAAACACGAUUGCAAUUGGAUAAAUCAAAACUGAAAAUUUACAAAAACUCAUGGGAUUGUUUAAAACAUAUUAUGAAAAAUGAAGGGUUUUUUAGUUUAUACCGUGGUUUAAGUGCAUCUUAUCUUGGUGGAAUUGAAAGUACAAUACAAUGGGUGCUAUACGAACAAAUGAGAAUGUUUAUUAAUAGAAGAUCACUACAAAUCCAUGGAACCAACCCCACAAAUAAAACAACAAGAGACCAUGUUAUGGAAUGGUCUGCUCGAUCAGGUGCUGCCGGUUUAGCAAAAUUCUUGGCUAGUUUAAUAACGUAUCCCCAUGAAGUUGUGCGAACUAGAUUGAGACAAGCACCAUUGGAAAGUACUGGUAAACCAAAAUAUACAGGAUUGAUUCAGUGUUUUAAAUUGGUGUUUAAGGAAGAAGGUUUUGCUAGUAUGUAUGGUGGUUUAACGCCUCAUUUGCUUAGAACUGUGCCUAAUUCAAUCAUCAUGUUUGGAACCUGGGAGUUGGUUGUGAGAUUGUUGUCGUAA